UUCUCUCCUCCUCACCGGCGAUCCGCUGCAUCCGCGGCCGCUGACAGACGCUCAGACCUCCGCGGAGAACACAGCGAACCACACCGGGUGUAAACAUGCUCAGUAAAGUCUGACCUUUCCACCGGAAGCAGCCGCAGUGUGUUCAUAUCCAAGAGCAGCUUUCUACCAGUGCACCUUCCAGACCAGUGGACAUUCACCAUGUUGUCCAGGUUGAGGACAGCCUGGUCCCUGAGGCCCUGUGUCUCCGUUUGCAGAUGGGCACACACCAAAGAGAAGGGCAAGCCCCUCAUGCUCAACCCUCGCACCAACAAAGGCAUGGCCUUCUCUCUACAGGAGCGUCAGAUGUUAGGGAUACAUGGUCUGUUGCCGCCGAAAGUUGAGACCCAGGACAUUCAGGCCAUGCGUUUUCAGAAAAACCUCAAGAAAAUGACUGAUCCCCUCGAGAAGUACAUCUACUUGAUGGGCAUCCAGGAGAGAAAUGAGAGGCUCUUCUAUAGAGUGUUGAUGGAAGACAUAGAGGAUCUGAUGCCAAUAGUUUACACUCCCACCGUGGGCCUGGCCUGCACACAAUAUGGACACAUCUUUCGAAGACCCAAAGGUUUGUUCAUCUCUAUUCUGGACAAAGGACACAUCCGCUCCAUCCUGGACAACUGGCCAGAGACUAAUGUCUCAGCAGUAGUAGUUACUGAUGGGGAGCGUAUUUUAGGAUUAGGGGACCUUGGCGUUUAUGGAAUGGGUAUCCCUGUUGGAAAACUUUGCCUGUACACCGCCUGUGCUGGCAUUAGACCUGAGAAGUGUCUGCCUGUGACGAUAGAUGUUGGCACAAACAAUGAGACUCUCCUGAGAGAUCCACUGUACAUGGGCCUGUACCAGAAGAGAGACCAGACUCAAGCCUACGAUGAUUUGAUCGAUGAGUUCAUGGAAGCUGUGGUGGAAAAAUACGGACAGGACACGCUGAUCCAAUUUGAGGACUUUGGGAACCACAAUGCCUUCCGCUUCCUCAGGAAGUACAGAGAGAAAUACUGCACCUUCAAUGACGACAUCCAAGGCACUGCUGCUGUAGCUCUCGCUGGUCUGUUAGCAGCUCAGAGAGCUGUUGGCAAACCCAUCACUGAACACCGGGUGCUCUUCUUGGGAGCUGGAGAGGCCGCCCUUGGUAUUGCCAAUCUGAUUGUCAUGUCCAUGAUGGAGUCAGGAGUGUCCCAAGCUGAAGCCAGAAACAAGAUCUGGAUGUAUGACAAACAUGGCUUACUAGUAAAGGACAGACCGGAAACAGACUCCAAUCAGGAGGCGUUUCUCCACGACAGUCCAGGAGACAUACAGAGCUUCCUAGAUGCCGUCAACACCAUUAAACCCACAGCUAUCAUUGGUGUCUCAGGAGCUGGACGUCUCUUCACCCACGAUGUCAUCAAGUCCAUGGCCGCCCUGAACGAACGACCAAUCAUCUUUGCCCUGAGUAACCCAACCACUAGAGCAGAGUGCACAGCAGAGGAUGCCUACACUCUCACUGAUGGCAGAUGUCUUUUUGCCAGUGGGAGCCCAUUUGGUCCAGUGACUCUGAGCGAUGGCCGUGUCUUCACUCCUGGACAAGGGAACAAUGCUUACAUCUUCCCAGGUGUGGCCUUGGCUGUGAUCCUGAGUGGAGUGAGACACAUCAGUGACACCGUGUUCCUAGAGGCUGCCAAGACUCUUGCAGAGCAGCUGACGGAUGAAGAGCUGCAAGAAGGUCGACUGUAUCCACCUCUUUCCAACAUCAGAGAGGUUUCUGUCCAGAUGGCUGUCAAGGUGGUGGAGUUUGUCUAUGCUAAAGGCAUGGCAUUCCGCUACCCUGAGCCCGAGGACAAGAACAGCUUUGUACGAGCUACUGUCUGGGACAUCAACUACGACUCCUUCCUGCCAGACACCUAUGACUGGCCCGCUGUCAGCUUCAGCCCCAAGACCAAGUAGAAACAGAAGAAAUCCUCAUUGUUACCAUGUCAUAAUGUCACUAUCUUUCUUUGUCUUCCAUUUUAUUCUUUAUCACAGAUCUUCUGAGAUGAUCAUAGUUAUGUUAGUGCCAUUGAAAAAAGAGCAGUAGUAACUCCUUAUUGCUCUCAUGUCACUGAAUUUGCACUGACUCAGUCUUAUAAGAUCUGUGAAAAGCUUGAGUGGGAGGUGCUACUCGGAAAGAUUGGGACAUUUGAAUGGGAACAGCCACAGAACAAGAGGGCCAUCUGGUGGUGGAAAAAGGCACGGUGGAAAUCUGGUUUCGAUGUUAAAUCUUGUACAUUUUACACACACAACACAAUCACUAGGUAAAUAACAUAAUGCUUUAUCGUAAUUCAAACACUGUCCCUACAGUGUUUGAAUACUCAGCGUACACUCCUUUUGUUAAGAAAUGCCGAUAAUAUCUUUAACCUAUAUUAAGAGGUAGUAUUUCACUCCAGGGUUAUUUAUUUUAGUUGUGUUCACUCCUAAUUCAACCCCAUUGUUUAUUUCUCGUCCCCUUCUGAUUAAAUGUGUCUACCUAGAUACUGCCAAACUUAGUACACUGGUUUAAACAUGAAGAAUGCCUUUCCACAUUGUUUCACAUCAGGUGGUCCUCUGGUCUAAGACACAAAGACCAUGUUUAUAUUAUGCUUCACUGAUCAUCAGUAAGAGUCCAGUUGAACAGAAUGCUAAAGAGAAGAGGGAGAAAGAGAGAAAACAGUAUAACUGAAAGAAGGAAUUAGACAUGAAGACACUUUAAUGGAAGAUUUUCCGAUUUUAUGGAGGAAAAUUAAAUGAAAUUUAUAUCUUAAGAACGCAUCCACUCCAAUAUCUUUUUUUCUUCAAACAUUCUCUCCUAGAAAUUAUUUUGUUUCAUUUUUGUGGGAUCAUCGGAUGUUUUUGCAAAGUCAUCACCACUAUUUUGCUUCAGUGUGAAAUACAAAUGGAUCUAAUCUAUAUCUGAAAUAUCUAAACAAACAGUGUGCAGUAUCAAAUAAUUGGAUAAACAUUAUUUUCUACCUAAACUAUAUUUUACUUACUGUACAAUGCACUUUUGCAGAAACUAAGACUGUCCGCUGAAAGUGUAUUUAUAAAGCUGUGUCCUUGUGUGUGUGUGUGUGUGUGUGUGUGUGUGUGUGUUAGCAGGUUGUGUGCGAGUUCUGCUCAAGUCAACACACUUCUGUUCACUGUUGUGGUCGACCAUGAUCUAGAAGAAACUGUGACAUAAAAGUGGUUAAAGCUUUGCUCAUGUAUCAAGUUAUGAAUUUUUUUUUCUACAUUUAGAAAUGGAAAUUGUUGCUUGCUGGUCAUCUCCGCUGCAAGCUUCUCAAAAAUCAUAUAACUGUCAUGAAAACAUAGCGACCAAAUAGCGGUGCUAAGAAAGGUCACAGACCAUAUUAAAAGGACCUUUUGAAUAUGGUUUUAAUUCUCAAUCCAUUAUGAUAAAAACAGUUUCUGCACUCGUCCAUACCUUAAACUCAUGCACUGUUUUGAUGCAAAGGGGUACUGAUGCCUAAAAGAUGGAUUGUUAGUCAAUAUGUAUUUGUAUGAAGUAACAGAUUACAAUAAAACAGCUAAGUAGUCGAUUUCAGUUGUACACACUGUUGUCAAGGGCAUUACAGAAUCUGCAAUAUGUAAACAUAUAUAUAUAUAUAUAUAUAUAUAUAUACACUCCUCCAGGAUGCUGUUUAGGACCUCCCUGCACUGAAGUGCCUGCACAGAGUUCAGUGUCUAUUCAGUCACUCCAUGUUCCACACUGUAGACAAGAUGAGGUCAUUUUGUAGUAUUCAACGUGCAGCUUCUCCUCACACUCAACUUAUGUAAUAGUUUUAUUUUUAUGAAACUCUAUGUAGAAACUGUUACACCCCAUCAAGUGUUGACUUGGUCGGUUUAGCUGUUGUUGUUCUAAAGUGUGUAAUGAGCUGUUACUGUGUGACUGGUCGGCUCAUGUCAUUCCUGUCGUCCCUCCAUAUUUCAUAUGUGCAUUAGUUUUGUGCAGCGUCCGCAGUGUUCCUGAAGUUUGUUUUUGUUAAAUUACAUCAGUGUUUGUAUGCAGAGAGCGGCUUGUUAGUGAUGUUAAAGUGCAGAAUAAAACCUAUUUUACACUGA
This is a messenger RNA of Hippoglossus stenolepis (Pacific halibut), 4077 nucleotides long. It is a transcript of the gene me2, whose product is annotated as malic enzyme 2, NAD(+)-dependent, mitochondrial. Gene Ontology annotation, biological process: malate metabolic process; pyruvate metabolic process. NCBI's taxonomy places the organism in Eukaryota, Metazoa, Chordata, Actinopteri, Pleuronectiformes, Pleuronectidae. The record is from RefSeq and is a predicted model, not a curated record. Gene Ontology annotation, cellular component: mitochondrion. Gene Ontology annotation, molecular function: malate dehydrogenase (decarboxylating) (NAD+) activity; malate dehydrogenase (decarboxylating) (NADP+) activity; NAD binding. The transcript is spliced from 15 exons. The coding region runs from base 199 to 1947 and encodes 582 amino acids.